AUGUUUGAUACAUCCCCAAAACUUAUUGAAAUUAAUGAUAGAAAUUCCCAAUUACUAGAAAAAUCUAAAUUAAAGUUUAGCCUUAUUGUACCAAAACAAGAUGUGAUGCAGUACUUUUUCCAGUGGCAAAGAUAUAGAAAAUAUUGGUGGAGUUCUAUUACAACAACACCCAGCUUGUUUAUGGUGAAUGACAUGAAAUAUGAAGGCUCAACAGUGAAUACACAAAUUGUAGCCAAUUUUGAAAAGGGUCAAAACAUAGUGGAACAUCUCUCUAUGAUCAAAAAUAUGGACUCCAGUGACUCUGCCAGUAUUACAUGUUGUAUGUCAAUGGAAACAGCAUUGGUGUCACUUUUACUUGAUGGCAUGUCAAAUCAAAACAAAGAUGGAUAUUUGAGACUACACUACAAAAUGGCGCCAUAUAAAAUCUCCUUUGCUUUACAUACUACGGAUAAAAAAACAUUUGAUACUCUCAAGGAGCUAGCUGCAUUACUUCACAAUAAGCUCACCUUGGCGCAAAUAAAAUCGUUGCUUCCUACGUUUUCACAUCCAAUACAGCUUCAGAUAGAAGAAAACUUAAAAAUUGGUGUGCCUUACACUGCAAUCCUCAAUGGGGAAACACUCACAAAUGGAAUUUUUCAUUUACUUAACAGCAGUACUAUGUUAAAGGAGCAAGUUCAUAUCGCAGACUUUGAGGAAUAUGCAUCUUUGUUAUUUAGCUAG
Messenger RNA from Pieris macdunnoughi, 720 nucleotides. The record is from the annotation of a GenBank genome assembly. NCBI's taxonomy places the organism in Eukaryota, Metazoa, Arthropoda, Insecta, Lepidoptera, Pieridae.